UUUAGUACACCAUUACCCACAGACGCAAGGUCGGUCGUGUCACCGUUGUUAUUAUUAUAGUUAACCAUUUAAAACGAUCUUCUCUCCGUAACAUAAUUCUUAUUAAUAUCAGGAAAUGAAGAAUCAAUUACAGGUGCGCGAGGGGUCAAAGUAAAUCGGUCGAUAAGCAAGUAAAACGCCCACAGAUUGAAUAUCCACACCGCCAUUGGUAUUGCGCGCGCGUCGCUAGACACAUUUGUUUUAUUUUCAUAAGAUUUCCGUCGAUAUCUACGACUUUCGUUUGUUAAGUGCAGUGAACUGUGUUCUAUUUCUUAAAUUUUUUAUUGGAUUUAUGCGGAGUUACGAAUGACAAAGUUGCAUAAUGUCUUUAUCGACGAGUCGUCAACAAUUCCUAGCGUAUGAAUCUCAUAGAGAACAGGAUAUACAAUAUGGAAGAAAAGGAGGCAUAUUUAUUUCAACGUGCAUAUGCAUCAGCUUCAUUAUCUUCGCAGUAUUAACAGCUAUACUUGUCGGCAUAAUUGUAUACUAUAUCACAUAUUUUCGGGUGUCACAACAAACUGAGGAGUAUUGGGAUGAUGCUGAACCAUUUGGACAAUCUGGUUCACCAUCACCAGACCUUCGACUUCCUACCUAUGUAGUGCCAAGUUUCUACAGAUUAAAAAUCAAAGCAGACCUGGAAAACUCUUCAUUUCAUGGAGAUGUUUACAUAACUAUAAAAGCUAAUAAAAAUGUUAAAGAAAUAAUUCUACACUCAAAGAACCUCAGUAUUAAUCCAAACGUUACCUUAACUGAACAAAUCUAUGAGAAAGUUGAAACGAUACAUACAACAAAAAAAAUAAAAAGAGAAGUAACAAAUGCAACUGCUGAAAAUAAUAACGCAACAACAGUCAAUAAUGAAACAUUUGUAUUUAAUAAUACAGAAGAGACAUUAAAACCUAUAACAGUCGGAGCUCAUGACACAACAACAACGCAACCAAUUGAUACUCAAGUGACGCAUAGUCAUGUGCGUAACAUCAAAAUUACCUCUGUCGUUUUAGCUUCUGGUGAUAGACUUAUUCUGUCCCUUGCAUCAGCCCUCACACCUGAUGUGGAUUAUACAUUACAAUUGUCAUUCGAUGGUGCUAUACAAAAUUCAUUAACAGGUUUUUAUAAAAGUACCUACACUGAAAAUAAUGAAGUCAGACAACUUGGUGUCACUCAGUUCGAACCAACCUCAGCCAGAGCAGCAUUCCCAUGUUUUGAUGAACCAGCUUUCAAAGCAAAGUUUGAGAUCAGUAUUGGACACAGACAGAAUAUAUCUGUUCUAUCCAAUAUGAGGGUUGCCACUCAAGAAACAAUUGAAGAAGAACCAGGUUGGCAAUGGACCCACUUCGAAAGAUCUGUAAAUAUGUCCACAUACCUCGUUGCGUACGUCCUGUCGAAUUUCAAAAACUUAGAAACUAGUUAUCUCAGUAAAGACAAUGUCACGAAGCCAAUCCGUAUCUGGACGAGACCUGCUUUACUAUCCAAAGCAAAUUACGCAUUGACGAUUGUUCCCAAGUUAUUAUCGUUUUAUGAAGAUGUUUUCGGAUUACCUUAUGCUUUGGAUAAGCUGGACUUGAUAGCGAUACCGGACUUCUCCAGUGGAGCGAUGGAGAAUUGGGGAUUGAUCACAUUUAGAGAGACGACUCUGUUGUUCGACGAGGAGGAAGGCAUCCCGCGGGAGAAGCAGAACGUGGCCAUCGACAUCGCCCACGAGCUAGCUCACCAGUGGUUUGGGAACCUAGUCACCAUGCGCUGGUGGAACGACCUCUGGCUCAACGAGGGCUUCGCCACCUACAUCGAGUACAUCGGCGUCGACCACGUGAGCCCGGCGUGGAGCUCGCUGCAGGCGUUCACGCGCGACAAGAUGGACCUGCUGCGCAGCGACGCGCUGCGCAACACGUCGCCCGUGUCGCGGCGCGUGCGCGACGCGGCCGAGAUCGCGCAGAAGUUCGACGAGAUCUCGUACUCCAAGGGCGCCAGCCUCAUCCGCGUGCUCAACCACACGCUGUCCGCCGACCUGUUCCGCAGCGGCCUGCUCGCCUACCUAGACGAGUGGAAAUACCAAAAUGCUGAAGAAAACGACCUCUGGAAUGCGAUGUCGAAUGCGACAAAAUCAGACCCUAAUUUCAAAGACCUGUCCGUUGUGGAGUUCAUGAACACGUGGACCAGACAGCCGGGGUACCCAGUUGUCAAUGUGCACAGAAAUUACACCACGGGAUCUGUUAUUUUCCAGCAGAAAUUAUUUACAAGCUCAGAAGAUGGCAUCAUUAAACCUGAUCGACUUUGGCAUAUACCGAUCAGUUUCACCACCUUGGACACGCCUACUAGCAACUGGACAACUGGACCCAAACUGUGGCUGAAAGAUAGGACUAUCACUACCACUCUACCAUUGAAUGCUACGCAAGCUCUGUACGUCAAUGUUGAUGCUAUAGGCUACUACAGAGUAAAUUAUGAUCAAAGGAAUUGGGAGCUCCUCAGCGCUGCCCUCAAAUCGGGCGCCGUCGACAACCCGAUACUGAAAGCGCAGCUCAUCGACGACGCCUUCAACCUGGCCAAAGUGGGCCAGCUGAACUACAGCUACGCGCUCGGCCUCACCACGUGCGUGAUCGACGGAGAGGACUCCAGGAUCGUAUGGGAACUGUUGCUGAACAACAUGGCCUUCUUGAAACAUAACCUACGAGCGACUUCCGGUUAUACUUAUUUUCAGGAUUACAUGAAUAUAAUUCUCAAAAAACAACUGGAGCGACUGAACUACGGACUAGAUCAGCCCAAAGACGACAACGAAUCGUUCUUGGUGGAGAACCUUGUGGUGUGGGAGUGUCUCAUGGAAUCCCCGCGCUGUCUGCAGUGGGCACGACGACUCUUUGAGGACUGGACCAGCAGACCAGAUAUGAAUGACAAUCCUAUACCAAACUACCUCCGGUCUCUCGUCUACAACAUGGCGAUCAAGUAUGGCGGAAGAAGGGAAUUCGACUUACUGUGGGACAUGUUCGAGAACUCAACGGACCCGAAUGUUAAGAGUUUGAUAAUCAGCAACCUGCCGAGUACAAGGGAUGAAUCGUUACUGAAUCUGCUGCUGGAGCGCUCGCUGGGCCCGCUGGGCGCGCAGUACGCGACGAGCGCGUGGGGCGUGGAGCCGCCGGCGGGCGCGCGCGCGGCGCAGCGCUUCCUGCGGCGGCACUUCGCGCGCGUGCAGGCGCGCUUCGCCGCCGUCGACGCCUUCUCCUUGCAGGCCGUGCUCAACGGCGCCUUCGGGUUCAUGACGGCGCAGGACGAGCUCGACAGCAUGAAACAAUUCGCGUUGAAACACAAAGAGGAGUUGAAGCCGAUGUCACAAACCUUACAGAAAAUAGUCGACUCCGCGACUUUGCGCAUCAACUGGAUCAAGGAGUACUCGGAAGGGAUCAACCAAUGGUUCAAAGGCUACGUCAUUGCUCACAAGGCGAAUAAGUCGAAAACAACCACGGUAUCACCAGGUUUAACAGGAAAUGACACCUUCAUUAAUGAAACAGAAACGAUUACAACGUCUAGUCCCUAACAAUGCUAUGCAAUAAUUAAGACCCAUAUUGUACGGAUUAAGUUUUUUUGGCGAUAAAAAUGUAAGUAUUUUGAUGUUAAAAUAUGUUAAUAAUAAACGGCUUAAUAAUAGUAGUUCCUAAUGAAACAUCAACGAUUUAACCUAUUAAUGUUGCUUGGGGAGUGAUUCUUUAAAUAAUGCCGUCUUCUUCUUUCUAAUGUCAAAUCUAUGAUGAGAGAAAGAGAUAAAUCUAUAUUUAACUAAACACCCGCUAAACAAUUCUUAUAAGUAAGACCAUUAAUAAUAAUUUAUAAUAAUUCAGGUGUUUUAGCUUAAUAAAUUAUAUGAUUACUAAAAAAGACCUUUUCAAAAGAGGCUUUUAUAUUAUACAUAGACUACAAUGAAUAAAACUUAGUGUACUAUUUUAUUGUGAAAAUAUGUGUGUAAAGUUUCAGCUCAAUUUGGUACUGUUCAAAGAUUUUACACAAACUUACUUAUAAGUGUAGUUAGAUAAAAGCUUGUAGUGAAGGUCCUGUCAUGACAUAACGCUAGAAAAGAUGAACCAGAAUGUGUUGCCAUUGAAAAAAAUAAUUAUUUAUUUAAUUUUUAUUGUUUUGGAAAAAAAUAUUGAAUUAAAAUUAUCUCAACUUUAGAAUAAAAUAUAUGGUUGGUGUUUACUUUAUGUUUUAGUUUUCUAUUAAAAGACAAGGAAAAAAGUGUUCAAACGUACUUACAUAAAAGUGUUCUUAACAUAAUAAUUUGUUUAUUUCAAUCGAAUCUAUGUAGAUAAAAAUUAAUGUACUAGAAUUUAUUUACAAAGUGGUGUAAUAAACCCAAAGAUAUUUAUUUAUAUAAAAACACUAAAUUUAAUAAGUUUAUGAAUAAGUUUUUAUGCUAUAAUUUGUAUAGUGUACGGUGCUCUCUUAGCAUCGAAGAGUUUUAUUAUGUUUAGUAAAAAAAGUAAUUAAAAGUCAUUUAUAUAUUUCAAAUAUAAUGUAUUAAUAUACUUGUCGCAGUAAAAUAGAAAUUAUAUGAAGUUCUAAUAUCCAAAAUAAUGCAACUGUCGUAUAUGUGGAAGCAGCGUUGAGUAUCUCGUGUGGUUACACAAAUGUGGCCGUAUCUUUAAAGAAGACACCUCGCCACGGUUCUAUCACAUUCGAUACCUAUAAAUUAAAGCAACGAUUUAAUCGCGCACAAUAUUUUAACAAUAUUUAUAACUAAUAAAAAUAUAAAUUAAAAUGUGUGUACGUUCGCCAAUAAUUCGUGUACGCUUUUGUUGUUCUUUGGUAAGUUCUUCACUUAUAUUUAAUAACUUAAAAAUAAAAUGAUAAUACGGCCAUUAGUGACAGAUUUUCCAAGCAUAGGGUGUUAACGCCUACGAAUGUCAUUUCCUAGUUCAUUUUUGCAAAUUAGUUAUAAUAUACUAAUAUGGUACACUCACGAUAAUUAUCAUAAAAAAAAAUGUGUGAGUCACGGAAAAUCCGGUAAAUGUGAAACGUUGAAACCAAUAUGCAAAAAGGGCACAAUUAAAAAAAACAUAGAUUUUAGUAACUAAAAUGAAUAAGAACAUUGAGUUAAUAUGUUUCUUAUUAUUAUAGCAAUUAAGUGCAUAGUGUCAACGCCACACAUACACAAAAUAGAAACGGCGGUCGGCGGGCUAUAACGGCAUAGAAAGCCUCUGCCGUCACGGCUUACGAGUUGGUCUUACCCCUCAUGGCGCCCUUAAUAAAUGUUUCACAUCAAAAACAAUGGCAUAAAAUUAUUAGAACUUUAAAAUGCAUAUAUUAUUAUUUAUUUAAUAGAUGAGAAGGCGAUCAUAAAUAAAUAUAUUCUGUUACGGCCACAAACGCGAUCUGGAAAAAAAAAUUGCUCCCUAAAGGCUAAAUUAGUACAAACCGUCGCUCUACGUUUGUCCCUCAACCUGCUGGUAAAUCUGCCAAUGUUGGUCAUAUCAAGAAUCCUGCAUGAAAUUAAUUCGUUUUUAAAGUUUCCAUUACAAGACGAUGAGAACUAAAAAUUGGUCACAGCUUAAUAAUUAAUGAUAAAAAAAAUAUGUAUGCGUCCUGUUCUAUGGUCUUUAUUCCAAGAUAUAUAAUGUACAAAAAAUAUAAACACAAAAAAAUCAUGAAACAAUUCUUGUACAUAUUUUUUUAUGCUAUCUGUGCAAUAAGCUAUACGUCCUAAGUUAUGUUUUUUAAUAUAAAUUAUUUAAUUGUUUAUUACAUUUUGUUAAUAAAUAUAAAGAAAAUCUUUACUAAUUUUCUUAGUUACUUUUGCAUCAUGUGUAAUAUCUGAUAUUAAUUGAUCUGUUUAUGUUUAACACUUACAUAGUAUUACCUUACACGUAGUUCCGUUUUAAUUGUUAUUAAUAUUCUGAAGGAUCUUACUUGUAUUCAAUUUCAAAAUGUCGCUAAUUAUAAGAAAGUUGUUUAAAUUUCAAAUCUUUGUUAAGCUUACAUUGUGUUU
This is a messenger RNA of Vanessa atalanta (red admiral), 6007 nucleotides long. RefSeq names its product aminopeptidase N-like. The record is from RefSeq and is a predicted model, not a curated record. NCBI's taxonomy places the organism in Eukaryota, Metazoa, Arthropoda, Insecta, Lepidoptera, Nymphalidae. Gene Ontology annotation, cellular component: cytoplasm. The coding region runs from base 362 to 3562 and encodes 1066 amino acids. The transcript has 15 exons. Gene Ontology annotation, biological process: proteolysis; peptide catabolic process. Gene Ontology annotation, molecular function: peptide binding; metalloaminopeptidase activity; zinc ion binding.